This is a messenger RNA of Aureobasidium subglaciale EXF-2481, 1272 nucleotides long. RefSeq lists its product as uncharacterized. The coding region runs from base 252 to 1037 and encodes 261 amino acids. NCBI's taxonomy places the organism in Eukaryota, Fungi, Ascomycota, Dothideomycetes, Dothideales, Saccotheciaceae. Gene Ontology annotation, cellular component: mitochondrial inner membrane. The record is from RefSeq and is a predicted model, not a curated record. Gene Ontology annotation, biological process: mitochondrial respiratory chain complex IV assembly. The transcript is spliced from 3 exons.
GUUAGAGUUCACGAUGCGACUGAUUCCUGACAGGCCGCAAACGCCGCGGUGUCUGCGUGUGGCGUGUACGUCACUGUGAUUCCGGCGAGAUACGGAUUUGUUGCCCUUAUUAAUUAUUUCGUUGCUAGCGACUCGAAUUGAAGCUUGCACAUCUUGACCUCACUCAACAAAGUCGUCAUACAUCAAAACAUAUCGUCCCCCGCCCUCCCAACUGUAUCCCACUUUCCCAUCAUAACCACACUUAGCACAUCAUGAAGAUUCUCACAAAGGAAGAAGAGCAGGAGCACUACAACGCUACCAUCUACGGAGGUACCAUCGGUGGUCUUCUUGGUACAGCAGCUGGUGCAGUUGGUGUCUUGGGCGCCAGCAGGAAAUACCCUGCUUUCCGUGGCCUGUCGCUACCUUUCCGCGCUUUCCUGAUCACCAGUGCUGGUACUUUCGCCGCCAUUAUCAAUGCCGACCGUUACUCGCGUGGUUACGAGGUCAGCCGCCAUCCCGAGAAGGAGUACACCGACAAGCAGCAGACCCUGCAAUCCCAACUCGAGUCGCAGAAGCCUUUUACUCAACGUGCCACCGACUGGGCCUCGACAAAUCGCUACAGCAUCGUCUUUGGCUCAUGGGUCGCCUCAAUGACCACUGCCUUUGGUAUCGUCGGUCGCAACCCCUACCUCAGUGGUCAACAAAAGCUCGUUCAGGCUCGUGUUUACGCUCAGGGUUUGACUCUGGCUGUCGUCAUUGCCAGUUUGGCACUGGAGGCCAAGGACAAGAACAAGGGUGAGGGCCGCUGGGAGACCGUCAAGGUCCUUGACCCCAACGACCCUACUCAUAAGCACGUCAUUGAGAAGAAGAUUCAUCACGAGCGCUACUCUGGUGAGGAUCAAUGGAUGGACAUGGUUGCUGCCGAGGAGGAGCGCAUCAAGGAGCGCGAAGCUGCCGUCAAGCAAAGAGAGUCCUCGGACGAGAAGAAGGGAAAGCACGUCAAGAAGCACGAGGACCUCGAGCACGGCGAGAACAAGUCCAACGUCAGAGCUCCUUGAGCAUCUGAUCACGCGACACAUGCAUAUUCGAAAAUUGCGACAAAACAUAAAAUACCACCAACGCGACAACUCUGAUCAAGCUUUUGUGGAAGCUGAUCUGCAUAGAUUUGGGUGGUGAGAACGGACGAGGGCUGCAGGGCGGCCUUCGUCGAUAUAAUUAACGACCUUGAAAUUAUUCGAUUGGUUGAAUGGAUAGUAGAGUCUGUAACACAGCUUUAUCUCACGCGAGCACGAU